GGCAUCUCAAACCGCCUGCGAGCGGUGCUUCACCGAACACGUCGAUCGCCGCUUCUCUCUCCUCAAGCAUGUAGUGAGCGGCGGCACCGUCCUCCUGCGCGGACUUUUUGAGUUUGGUUCUUUUCUUUAGGUCCCACGUUUUUGGUGAGAGAGAUAUAUAUCUUUUUUUUUUCUUCCCUUCCGGCAUUCUGUGCGCGAACUGUUCCAAAUCCAAUCUCCUCCCCAGCAGUUCCUCGCUUGCCUUCGGUUCUCCCAAACACCGUGAGAACACGUUAUUUAUUACCCGCUUCCCGCGCGAGUUCUUGUUGCGAGUUGCUCGCACUCUCAUCGUGUCGAGACAAGAACGAGCCAAGAAAGUCUGCUUACAGCGCGGGGCACCCACCGUCGUCGGAGACCACCACUCGCAAUCUCGUCAGAAGGUUUCGGGAUCCCCAUCCCCAGUGGACAAGCGGCCGCAUCUCUUGAGUGACGGGGCUUGCGACGCGCCGUGUGUCGUCUUCGCCGCUUCGCUUCUCUACCGCGCGAGUGUUCAUCCAAGCGUCACGCUUUCCCGCGCUACGCUUCCCGUGCCGGGAAUGUCGUCACUCCACGCGGCGCUCCUUCACUUCGCGCCCGCUCGGCGCUGACAACGCACGGACGCACUCGUUAUGCUCUUCGCAGUCGGCGACGGCAGCGACGCUUGGAAGCGUUGAUACGACGUCGCCGCCUCCAGCGACAAACUCCGAAUCGCCGCGAAACCCAGCGAGCGUGCCUCGAGUGUCCGCCACCGCCGGCACGUGUGAGGCGCCCGGCCAACGUCGCUCGUGAAUUCGAGGCGUGCUUUGUUGUUUCUCCUCGGGGGGUGGGAGUGUCUGGUGGUGCAUCGGAAAGGAGAGGGGGGGUCCCUGGCCCCGCGUGCUGUUUGUGUGGAAUGCGCCCUCGCAUCACUGUGUGAGAAGCGGGCGAGCGGCGUCUUAUCACAUUCGCUGUCCGGCGCGCGAUAAGCGAGAUCUUCGUCCCCGAGGUGAAGACAGCUUUCCAGGCCGGAGGAGAAAUGGGCUGCACGGGCACCAAACAGAGCAGCGAGUGCGAUUCGGUCGAGAGGGCCGAGGUCAUGGGCAACGCCGAAAGGGCAAUCAAGGCGGCCCUGCUCAUCCAACGCUGGUAUCGCCGCUACCUGGCCCGUCAGGAGAUUCGCAAGCGCUGCUCGUGGAAUAUAUUCCAGAGCCUCGAAUACGCCGGAGAACAGGAUCAAAUUAAGUUACACAAUUUCUUUCAUGACCUCCUAACCCACCUCUCCAACGUGAAGCCCUCCGUAGCAGCAGCAAUAUCAAACAGCCCGGCGCAGUCUCUCAGGGGUCGGCCGAAAGAAGUGGAGAAGAGCGAGCUGGCGGAGCAGGAGUUGUGGCGCAACACGAACCCCGACGAAGUGGUCAUCGAGGAGGCGUACAGGGGUCCACACCUGCGGCUCCCGCUCACGACGAACCAGGUGGACGCGCUCAUACAGGGCUUCAAGGACCGCAGGACGCUGCACGCCCGGUACGUGCUGCUGGUGCUGCACGAGGCGCGACGCUACCUGCAGACCAAGCCGAACGUGAGCGCCGCCUCGACAGCCUUCGCCAAGCAGAUCACCGUGGUGGGCGACCUGCACGGAAAGCUCGACGACCUGCUCACCGUCUUCUACAAGAACGGCCUACCCUCGAGGGAUAACCCGUACGUGUUCAAUGGGGACUUCGUUGACCGUGGCAUGCACUCGGUCGAAGUGCUCAUGCUGCUGCUUGUCUGCAUGCUCGUCUGGAGGGACGCCGUCUUCCUCAACCGGGGAAACCACGAAGACUUCAACGUCAACCUCAGGUAUGGAUUUCUCAAGGAAAUAAUGUUCAAAUACACACGGCAGGCCUCCAAGAUCGUGCAGCUGACCGAAGACCUGUACAGCUGGCUUCCCGUGGCGACGCUCAUCGACAACCGCGUCUUUGUCGUUCACGGGGGUGUCUCCUCCGUCACAGACCUCAAGAUCAUCUCCGCCAUCAACCGGCAUCAAUUCGUGACGGUGCUGCAACCACCGCUUCACCACGGUAGCUACAACGCCAACGAAUGGAGGCAGUUGGUGGACCUGCUCUGGAGCGACCCGCGGCCCCAGCCCGGCUGCCGCCCGAACGAGAUGCGUGGCGGCGGCAGCUUCUUCGGGCCGGACGUGACGCAGGCGUUCCUGCGGAAACACAAGCUCGACUGGAUCAUCCGCUCCCACGAGUGCAAGCCCGACGGCUUCGAGUACACGCACAACGGAAAGGUGCUGACCAUCUUCUCGGCAUCCAACUACUACGACAUUGGCAGCAACCGCGGGGCGUACGUCAAACUGGUAGGCCCCAAGCUGGUUCCGCACACCGUCAUGUACGUCAGCACGGCGCAGACGCGGAAGGCCACCAUCCAGCAGAGGAGCGGCUACAUCGAGCACAGCGCACUCAGGGAGCUCAAGCAGCACAUCUAUGCCUGCCAGACGCCUCUGCGGGCAGAGUUCCACAAGUACGAUCCAGAAGGAAAAGGUCAGGUUAGCCUGUCAGACUGGUGCACGGUGAUGGAGAACGUGGUCGGCCUGCAUGUCACGUGGCGCAUACUGUGCCCCAAGAUCGCUCAGUGUGAUCCGGUCACCGGGGGCGUCCUUUACGAGUCCACCUUCGACGAGUACGCACUCACCAACAAACUCGCUCAGAAUGGCCCGACCUUCCUCGAGUCGCUGUACAGAAACAAAGACAGCUUGGAAACAAUAUUCAGGAUUAUGGACAAGGAUGGGUCCGGGCUGAUCUCCAUGGAGGAGUUCAAGGACGCGUGUGACCUCCUGUCCCAGCAUGCCAACACACCCAUGUCCGAGGAGCAAGUCGAGGAGCUGGCAAAGAGCAUCGACAUAAACAAGGAUGGCUUCAUCGACUUCAACGAGUUCCUCGAGGCCUUCCGCCUGGUGGACAAGAGGCCGCUCACGCCGCCGCCAGCCUCCAAGGAGAGCAACGGUGCACCAUGCAACGGUGUGGCCAACACCGCGCCCGUGGCCACCAUCGACGAAGACGAAGACACCGAAGAAGACGAGGAUGAACAGGAGUCCUACUGCACUAAGCUCUGAGACGACAACAUGCAGUGUGUGGGUUGGGCGAUAGGGGCCGUCUUUUAUAGCCAAGGCCCUCCGGGACUCAAUCGUGAUGAAGGGUGUGCGCUCAUUGUCCAUUCAUCUCAACCGUGGCCGCUGUUGGAACGAACACUUGUUGCUGGGCUGAUCCCACUGCCAGAGCAACAAGUUCUAUCAGUGCAGGCAAAAACGCAUUGCCUGUUUUCGUUGAGAACCUCUUUUGCAACUUUUGCUGUCUCACUCCCGACAAUGCAGACAGUCUCUUGUUAUGGGGAAUGUGGGGAACGAUGCUCUAAUGCUGGAAAGAGCUGGUGCCACAGCCAAGACAAAGGCUGGGAAGUUGCAACAUGCACGGUGAAACUGCCAGGUGCUAAAUUGAGCUUAGGAUUGUUGCAACAUCACUUGUGCGAAAAAAGGGUGGGCAAAUUAAUUCCAUUUCGUUUGGAAGGAGAGGAGAGGGGGACGUAGAUCUUUACAAAUCGUAUGUGUAAAAGCAGGACUUGGCAUUCCAUAGUAGUUUUGUCAUUUAUAAAAGCACAGAAAAACGAAAUAUUACAUGGAAUCCUGCAGGAUUUGUGAAAUAAAAUACUGAGCUAGCUUCAAACACAAAUUAUAGCACUGCUCUUCAGCCAAUGAGCCUACAGGGUGGUCUUAGGUCCAACAAACCUAGUAAAGCAGGUCACAGCAUGAAUGGAAUGCAUAAGACAAGUGGUAACAUACAUACAGAUGGACAAGCAGGCAUGUCCAGCUAUGCAAUAGAAGGAAUCCGCUGCUAUUUCACUGGAUGCGCUAUGCCAUUUUGACAUUCAUUCACGCAGGAUAGUACACUAUUUACACCUAUAAGCUCAGACUGCAAAAUGGCUCCUGGCCCACCUGUAAGAGCUGAAGACAAAAGGCUAGCUAUCAUAUAGUUUUAGCGUUGAACGAGGCAGAUCUCACGGACGACUUACUUUUUCGCUAUUUUACCACUUUUUUCAAAGCGGGCACAGCAGCAUCUAGAAAGAAUUGGGAGUCGUCAUCGUCGCCAUUUUGGUUCUUACCUUUGGCCGGAGCUCAAAAGAAAUGAAUAUGCCAGACCUGUGCUGAUGACAAGUGCGUAUUUCAACCUGUGUGAGCAUGUGUGGAAGUCUGACGGCCGUUCUUAGCCAGCAAAGUAUGUUGCUCGCCCAUUUUUCUUUCUGUAUAUAUUUUCAAAACAGCACUUCACGAGCCUUACUGCUAAUUUCUCCCCAGCCUCAGCCAAAGGAACGGGAAGCUCUUGGAGUUUCUUAGUUUUGAUUUCAAGCUUACAUUCCUGCAUUGCCAGAGAAUAGUAGUACCAACAAACCCGUUAGUUCCCCACUAAAUCCUUACAAAAUAUUACAAUGCCAAAGCAGCUGCAAUCUGCAAGUUUGAAUCUGAAGAGCACAUAAAGCCACGUCACGCAGUUAACCUCCGUGGUAUUUAAUGAAGUAGACCAAUGAUGUAAUGACUAGAGCACACCGCAACGCCUCAUAAUGCGAGUAACACCUUCUGUUCAAACACCGCGAAGUGGCAAUUUUGGGGAUGCUACACUACUUCACAUAAUGUGGGAAGAGCUGCAGUAACAAUGUCGUGACGAAAUGUCGAAAAACACUCGCACACCAUAUACUGCUUCAACAGCUUAGUCUGAUAUGUGCACAUCAAUAGAACUGGUAAACUUAGGAGUAUUGCUUCACUAUGUUUCAAUAGCUGGUGCCACUCACCUUGCCAGACAAGGCAAAACCCACCAAUGUACUCUCGUUGCUUAGCUCCAGCCUGGCUUACCCUUUAACCCAUUCACGUGGCUCUUCGCCACCCUCAAAGCAUGAGACAUACCAUUUUCUUACACUUGCUUCCUUUAAUAUGAGACCAGCCAAUAAAUUUCAAAGCCAUUAUGCACGUGACUGAACCUGUCAUCAGGUCACAUGCCAGAACAUCCUAGAAAUUUUGUUGCCCCGAAGAUUGAGAGAGACAGUACUCCAAGUUUUCCUGACCUUAAGAACACCAGUCAUUUUACAGUAUCUCAACAAGUUCUCGUGACUGACCUUCUCACUCUCGAAGUGGCUUUGGAACUUCUGACAGACUGUACAUUGAAUAUGUUUAAGGUGCUUUAUGGGCUCAGCAGCACACCUAGUGGGAUAGGGGCAGUGCUUCAUUGUGGGACUGAAAGCUCCUUGCUGCAUUGAUGAUAGUGCCGAUUGAAACUAAAGAAGCUUUGUGCAAAUAUUGGUGUCAUCUGUAAAGGCCGAACUGCCUCUAAUGAAUGCAUGUCUUAAAUGUGCAUGUAAGGUGAUAAUCUAGGCGGCUUGUAGAAUUUGCUGCAUUAAAUAAGCAUAAAUUAAACGGUUACCUAUUCGGAGAACUCGGGCUUUCCUUUCAUGUAUGUUACUGAACAGCACAAAACAACCAACACAGGCAGCACCUGUGCUGGCUUCCUUACAUGUUUCUUAUCCUCAACAAUCCACAGUUACAGUGAGUACAAGUGCAUCUUUGAUUGCCAGCUGGGAAAAGUCAGCAUCUUUGUUUUUUACUUCAGUUCUUUUGCUGCAUGCAUGGCCCAACAGGUAGCGUGCGGGGGCAAAAUAUUGUAAUAGUUUGACAGCGCCACAAGUUUCGCAUGAUUUUUAUGCAGAAUAUGGCAAGCACGUGCCUACACGCAGGGUCAUGUAAGGGUCGCUUAAGAUUAUCAGUUGCUUCACAGCUCCUGUAACAGACACUCAAGUGCAAAAUGUUAUUUCGCGACAGUGUCCUACAUAAGGCACAGUAUUGGGGCACUUGUACGUAAUAUAGGGAAAUACGUUAAGGUGUUGCCUGUCAGGUCUUUAUGGUAUACAUCUGUUUCUAACCUCAGCACUUUUCACAUUGAGUGUGCUGGCCGAUCCAGCUUCAUGUGUAUUCAUUCAGUUCACAAGAGCUGUCACCACACCUUCGAAAGUUGGUGGAAUCAGUUCAGCGAGACGUUAAAUGGAACAUUUAAGAUCCUGGGAUGUGGAACAAAGCAAGCUUCCACCCAUUUUGAGGGCUAAUGUUAACGCAUUAGGCUUUUCACACUCAUACACGCGCACCGCGAGCAUUGUUAAGAUCGCUAUGUUGCAAUGCCGCUCUGACUCUCACCACAAAUCAGCCAAGUAUGUUUCACCUCACUCCAUUCUCACGCUUGUGCCAUGUAUCUCCUAUAUGUUGCAUCCUACAAGAGAGACUUGUGAAAGUCGUCCUAUUGAUCAUACUGUCCUUUUCACGUGCUUAUACCAACACAAUUCAAAUGCCCGGCAUCAAUUGCCGAAGCACAUGUAACGCUGUUCUUAAAAUUGCGCACUAAUUAUUGUUCACAGGUUGCACACUCCGCACUUAUGUAUAGCUGUGUCCUGCUGCAAUGUGUGUUCUCAAGUGCGCUUGCACGCUGCAUUCUGUCUGGCGGCUGUUUUCUGUGCUUGCUGUGUCCAUGUAUAUGUCUGUAUGUGUGCACGCACGUGUACCAUCCCUGCACUUAUACCAUGUCUUAUGAUUUUACCAGCUGGUUUGAAACGGUGGUCCAGAGACUGAAAUAGAAGGCAUUCGCCUCAGGGUCCAACUUGCUGCCGAGCUCUACUCGAGAUUCCCGUUCGCGCACUGCUCUGCAUUUUCUGUCACUCCAAGGCCGAAAGAAAGCUGGCCGUAAAACCACCGGAUGUUUCCAUGCCAGACCUGAUAAGAAAGGAAUGUUAUGUAAUCAUGGAACAAAGUGAAAGGGCAAGCAACCGCCUUUUACAAACUAUUUGCCUACUUGGGGGACAUUCAAAAGACAUCGUCAG
Dermacentor albipictus is the source of this 6888-nucleotide messenger RNA. RefSeq names its product retinal degeneration C (gene rdgC). Gene Ontology annotation, molecular function: phosphoprotein phosphatase activity; iron ion binding; protein binding. Lineage: Eukaryota; Metazoa; Arthropoda; Arachnida; Ixodida; Ixodidae. The record is from RefSeq and is a predicted model, not a curated record. Gene Ontology annotation, biological process: detection of stimulus involved in sensory perception.